Pygocentrus nattereri (red-bellied piranha) is the source of this 3901-nucleotide messenger RNA. RefSeq names its product potassium channel, subfamily K, member 4a (gene kcnk4a). The transcript is spliced from 9 exons. Bases 291 to 1916 code for a protein of 541 amino acids. The record is from RefSeq and is a predicted model, not a curated record. Gene Ontology annotation, biological process: stabilization of membrane potential; potassium ion transmembrane transport. NCBI's taxonomy places the organism in Eukaryota, Metazoa, Chordata, Actinopteri, Characiformes, Serrasalmidae. Gene Ontology annotation, cellular component: membrane. Gene Ontology annotation, molecular function: potassium ion leak channel activity.
UGGGGAAACACCAGGAGAGUGUUUGCACACACUCCUCUCAUUUAUUGCGCAGAGGGAACUCCUGACUGUCACUUGCUGGAAUCUCAUGCUCUUGUAUCUUUUCUCUUCACUGAGGUUGGCGUAAGUUCCUGUAAAGGAUAUUGAAUGCGAGGAAGAGUGAGCAAUGACAUACUGUGAUGGAGGAGGAAAAGACUGCUUUUUGGGAUGACAGCACAGUGUCAUAGCUAGUUCAUGUGGACAUGACAGAGGAAACCCCCUGAAUCAGAAUCCCAGAGGAGUGCUGAAGAACCAUGCGUUGCUCAACCCUGCUGACGAUCCUGGCUGCCGUGCUGUUGUAUCUGGUAAUGGGGGCGUUGGUGUUUGGCUGGCUGGAGACGCCCAGAGAAGAGCUGGCUUAUGGGAAGCUUCUCAACUCUCGCCUUGCUUUUCUGCAAAACCACACCUGCGUCAGAGAGAGCAGCCUCAGCAAGUUCACUCAGGAAGUGGUUGAUGCCAUUGAGGCUGGAGUAGAUGCUAAAAGCACUGCUAAUUUCACCAGCAGGUGGGAUCUCUCCAAUGCUUUCUUCUUCUGCGGGACUAUUAUUACCACCAUUGGUUUUGGGAACCUUUCCCCUAAGACUGAGGGAGGCCAGUUGUUUUGUAUAUUCUAUGCACUGGUGGGGAUCCCCAUAUUUGGAAUCCUUUUAGCUGGAGUGGGGGAUCACCUGGGAACCAUACUCCGGAGGGCAGUAGCAAAGAUAGAGGCUCUGUUCCUGAAGAGGGUGAGCCCCACCAGCGUACGGGUCAUAUCUGCUGUGUUCUCCAUUUUGAUUGGUUGUUUGAUCUUCAUCGCCUUGCCCACCGUGGUGUUUCAGGAAGUGGAACAUUGGACUCUUCUGGAGGCAGGAUACUUUGUAGUAAUAACACUGACAACAGUUGGCUUCGGUGAUUAUGUAGCAGAUAACCGUAGACAAGGCAUCCCAAUGUACAAACCCCUGGUGUGGCUGUGGAUUGUGUUUGGUUUGGCCUAUUUCGCUUCUAUCCUCACUAUGAUAGGCAACUGGCUCAGAGUGCUCUCCAAGAAAACCAGGGCAGAGAUGGAAGAGCUGAGAGCUCAUGCCACAGAUUGGACUCAGAAUAUCCAGAACAUGUCCAUGGACUUCCGCAUUCCUGUCCCUCUGGACCUUAAUGACCCAUUUCAGCUCCAGCGUAGACGCCGGAGGAAACGCCACCGUGGUGCCCACCAUAGGCACGCACGAAUAGCUGUGGAUGGGCUUCCUCAUGGGCUCUCCUUGGAGGCUGAGCCCAUCAGGGAGAAUGGGCAUUUGUUUGUAAGCUGGCCUGGUUCCCGAUAUAACACCGCGUCCGAUACCAGAUUAUAUGCAAAGUAUGAGAUGAGGCCUGGAUCAAGACUGAUGUCAGGUCACGGGUCAAGACCUGUCUCCCGUUCUGAGCUGAGGUCCCAGUCCAAGCCUGCGUCAAGGUCUGCCUCCAGAUCAGUUUCUGGGUCAGAUUCCAGAUCCGAGACACCAUCAGAAUCCUGGUCGGAAUCAGACUGGAACUCGCAGGACUCCGGCUCUGCUUCCGGGUCCGAAGCAGCAGAGAAAAAGCAGUUAAGUGAGAAGGACGUCCCUGUUGUAUUGGUUGCAAGUUGUUCAGCUCUACCACCUCCUUCUCCUUCUUCCCCAUCUUCUCCUCCUCGCCCUUCUCUCCUGGACUUCUUUGGUGAGAACCUGGCUUACAUUGAUGAGUCUUCGGACACUUUGAGUGACCGCAUCAAACCGACCGGAAGUGGAUCCAACAGGCCUCGCAAGCCCAAGCGGAGAAGCAUGAGGAGGCAACUUCCCUACAGGGGUCCUUCAGGAAUACAGAGAGAGUGCAGCAAUGAACUUCAACCCCCACCAUAUCCUCCAACACCUCCACCACUCAAAGAUUGAUGCUGUGUCUUAAAUCAAGCACCUCUGUAGUACACUAUCUAUUUUGUAGUGCAAGUAUGCGUCAAGUGUGUUCACACUGGAAAAUGCAAUGGGUUUUUAAGGGGCAAUUCCAACGAUUCCAACAAUUCCAAGAAUUUUUAAUUCUCCAUACUUCACUGGUUAAAAUGUAAACAAAGUCAUUGAGAGUGGUUUAAGGUGAAAUGAUCUGAACUGUUCACAGUGGUGGUGAAAGGAUCCAGACAAAUAAAUUGUUUAAUGAUUUAAAACCCACCUUACAAAGAGAUAUUACAUGAAAUGGCUAUGAAUAUGCUGCCUCAUGCCUGAGAUGUUGUUUUGCAAUAGUUUUGAGAUUUACUUUUGGCCUAAAUCAUAUUUUUUAUAACGUUCGUUAUGUGGAGGUACUUACAGGGCAUUUUAAGACAAAACCCCAAACCAAAUUUUUUAUAUUUAUUUUAUUAUUUGUUUACCCCUAAUGUACUAACAUUACCUAUAGAAACUCAGGUUCUCAGUAGGUUCACUGGUCAGUUUGGAUAGUAAAAUAAAAUGGCUAUAUUUGCUUUGUAGACAUUGCAAUCUCUGGUUCCUAUCACCAUCAUUGCAAAGAAAUCUGAAUCAGUAAGUCUCUCUACAGAAAUUUAGAAAAAUGACUUCCCCUUCAUUACCCAGAUCAUGUCCUAGAACCUCAGAAAGAUAAAAUGUUGCACACUGUUUAUAGUUAGUAGAUGCAGGCUGCCAUAUGUAGUGGGCCAUAUAGCACUAGCAGGGUGACUGUUGCCUUAUGGUACAUAUGAGUUAAAUGUCUUUGUCCAUCAGCAUUUUUAUUUUACAAUUGUUGACCAUUUAGACAUGAUUCAGUGACAUGGCUGGUAAUUUAUAAUUACUGUUUAAUGUUAUUGGUUUGAGACAAUAAUACCCUACAAAAGUCCAGGCCGUAGACGAUGAAGGACACGGUGUACAGUGUAAGAAUGUAGUGCAAAGUGCCUGAAUUGAGACACAAGGUGAUAUUAAGCAAACUGGCCCCCCAGGACUGUGAGAGCACCACAGAAAAAUGAGUGGACAUAAACCGGUAUGACUUAACCUACAAUGAACCAUUAUGUUGAUGAGAUUACAGUUGUGAAUACUAAUUACUAUAUUUAAAGGGACAUUCUUUCCUAAAACUAGAUUAUGAUACAUGUUAUUUAUUGUGUUUUGCAGUGUUUUAUGGUACAGAAUUAUCCCUCAGCCUCAUGAAUUUGACAGAAUUUCCGAGUUUAUAUUAUCAUGUUAUCAUUCAGCAGUGUCUCCUCACUACGAUAUCCAGCAUGCAUUUACACAAACACAUGAACUAUUUGGGAAUCACUGUAGUGUCAUCCAAUCCUGAAUACUACCCUAGCCACUGAGCUAUAGGUGAAUUAAUACAACUAGACUAGAAUGCAUGCACCUUUUACCUUGGUCAUCAAACAAAAUUGUGAAGAAAUAGCAUUUGAUAUUCAUUCCAUACAUAAAGAAUUUUACAUUUUCAGCAUGAGAAAAUGAGCCAAACUGAGGCAAGAUAACUAGAUCUAGUUACCAUCACCAUCACGGCCAAUGAAACUACUAAGCUUAGGGUUAGGGUUAGGGUUAGGUUUAGGAUUAGUUUUAGGGUUAACCCUAACCUUUUAGCUUGUUGUUCUCAUUGUCUGAGUCAUUUGUGCCAUUUCAGUAUUUUAUUCAAUCCGUUGUAAUGAUGAUUUGAACACAUAUGGCAAAAAAUAUUCAUAUCUUUUUAUGCAUAAGUCCAGCCCAAAAAAUCCACCCAAAGCAAUGAUGGUGUAGUUUUUCUAUAGUUUCUCCUGGAAUGCCUCUGAGAUAUUUGUUGCCAUGAACGCAAUGCUGCAUCGCACAACUUCCUGGAGAGCUUAGUGCCUUCCAAACGAAAAGCUAACAUAAUAUUGCUGUCCAAAAAAACAAAAACAAAACAAAAAAAAAAACAUGAUGAUAAUGUUAAUCAAACAGCCUGUAAACAA